GACUUGGAAGAGAAAGAAAGCAUUGCAUUUGCACGAACUUGUUUUAGCAGUAGUUGUUUAUUUUUAUAUAUACAAAAACCAAAAGUUCUAUCCAUGGCUGCAUCUUUCUCAGUGCCUUCAAUGAUAAUGGAGGAAGAAGGGAGGUACGAAGCUGAAGUAGCAGACGUGCAAGCAUGGUGGAACUCAGAGAGGUUCAAGCUAACCCGACGGCAGUAUUCAGCUCGAGAUGUCGUGGCUUUACGAGGCAACCUCAAGCAGAGCUAUGGCUCAAAUGAGAUGGCAAAGAAACUAUGGAGAACCCUCAAGACACACCAAGCAAAUGGCACUGCUUCAAGGACUUUUGGUGCACUUGAUCCAGUCCAAGUAACCAUGAUGGCCAAGCAUUUAGAUUCAAUUUAUGUCUCUGGUUGGCAAUGUUCCUCAACUCACACCACCACCAACGAGCCAGGUCCGGACCUUGCCGACUAUCCUUACGACACCGUCCCCAACAAAGUUGAACACCUUUUCUUUACACAACAAUACCAUGAUCGAAAACAAAGAGAGGCAAGAAUGAGCAUGAGCCGGGAGGAGAGGGCUCGAUCUCCUUAUGUUGAUUACCUGAAGCCAAUUAUAGCAGAUGGUGAUACUGGCUUUGGUGGCACCACUGCAACUGUUAAGCUUUGCAAGCUUUUCGUUGAACGUGGUGCUGCAGGCGUCCACAUUGAGGAUCAGUCAUCGGUAACCAAAAAAUGUGGUCACAUGGCUGGUAAAGUACUUGUUGCUGUUAGUGAACACAUUAAUAGGCUUGUCGCUGCGAGGCUGCAAUUCGAUGUUAUGGGAGUGGAGACAGUGUUAGUGGCUAGAACUGAUGCUGUUGCAGCUAAUCUGAUCCAAACCAAUGUUGACACCAGAGAUCAUCAGUUUAUUCUUGGUGUGACUAAUCCGAAUCUUCAGGGAAAAGGUCUGGCAUCCAUGUUAGCUGAAGCAAUGGCUGCUGGUAAAACUGGGGUUGAACUCCAGGCCAUUGAAGACAAAUGGCUAGCCAUGGCACAACUUAAGACAUUCUCCGAAUCUGUUAUCGAUGCUAUCAACAACAUGAACAUCAAGGAGGAUGAGAAAAGGAGGAGAAUGAAUGAAUGGAAGAAUCAUUCUAGUUAUGAUAAGUGUCUCUCAAAUGAACAAGCCAGAGAGAUUGCUGAGAGAUUUGGGCUCAAAAAUCUUUUCUGGGACUGGGAUUUACCUAGAACCAGAGAAGGUUUCUAUAGGUUUAAGGGUUCGAUAAUGGCUGCAAUCGUUCGUGGCUGGGCUUUUGCUCCACAUGUUGAUCUUAUUUGGAUGGAGACAUCCAGCCCUGAUCUGGUUGAGUGCACCGAAUUUGCUCAAGGGGUGAAAUCAGUACACCCUGAAAUCAUGUUGGCUUACAAUCUUUCACCAUCUUUCAAUUGGGAUGCAUCAGGAAUGAGUGAUGAACAGAUGAGAGACUUCAUUCCAAGGAUAGCCAAGCUUGGUUUCUGUUGGCAGUUCAUAACACUAGCUGGUUUCCAUGCUGAUGCACUCGUGACAGACAUAUUCUCCAGAGAUUUCGCGAGGAGAGGAAUGCUAGCUUAUGUUGAGAAGAUCCAGAGGGAAGAGAGGAACAAUGGAGUGGAGACAUUGGCCCAUCAAAAAUGGUCAGGUGCCAACUUUUAUGAUAGAUAUCUCAAGAUAGUCCAGGGAGGCAUAUCAUCAACUGCAGCCAUGGGCAAAGGAGUGACAGAGGAGCAAUUCAAGGAAACAUGGACAAGGCCAGGAGCCAUGGAGGUUGCAAAUGAAGGCAAUAUGGUGGUUGCUAAGGCAAGGAUGUAGGAUGAAGCUAAGCUGAAUGAGUUAUACACAGAGAAGGAACCAGAGGGUGGUCUAAUGAAGCAUUAUCCCAUAAUUUUAUUUGGGAACUGGGAUGCAGUUAAUAAAUAUUACUGGAAAUUGGAUCACUCUAUUGGAGCAUCACCCAAUUCUAGUUUUUUUUUUCUUCUUUUUUAGAUCUCUUUUGCUUAUGUUAAAAGAUGAAACUAGUUUCUGUUAUAGUUUAAAAUGGCAAUCAGAAAAUGCUUUGGUUUUUUUAA
This is a messenger RNA of Gossypium raimondii (Peruvian cotton), 2081 nucleotides long. Its product is annotated as isocitrate lyase. Gene Ontology annotation, molecular function: isocitrate lyase activity. The record is from RefSeq and is a predicted model, not a curated record. Bases 94 to 1824 code for a protein of 576 amino acids. The transcript has 3 exons. Lineage: Eukaryota; Viridiplantae; Streptophyta; Magnoliopsida; Malvales; Malvaceae. Gene Ontology annotation, cellular component: glyoxysome. Gene Ontology annotation, biological process: carboxylic acid metabolic process.